ACGUAUGAAGGCUUUGGGGUGCUGCGGGGACCAGAGCGGGCAUCUGUGGGCAACGGGAUCGACCAUGGGGUCGGCGCGGGCUUUGGCGCUGACGAGAUAUUGAAGCCCGCAAAAGGCAGGGGUUGGAACAGCUCUAUAACAACAUAAGUUGUUUAUUUGUUAAUUUAAAUUUUAAAAAAUUGUCUUUUCGAGACAUGCUCUCACCAUGUAGCCUAGGCUGACCUGGAACUCCUGUAGCUCCUGACUCCCGAUCGCCUGAUGGGUCAGGCGGAGAAAGUGUGCCUUGUCACUGACACUGUUUGGUGACAGCCACUUGUACCCUUCUGUUCAAAACGACCACACCCUCCCCUUGCGUGCCCCGCCUCCCCACUCCCCCCCCCCCUUUUUGUUUUGUUUGUGGAGCCAGCAUUUGAAAGCCUGAGGCUAAAUGUGUUCAGAAUCAUCCGUUUGUCCGAUUUUGGAAAAGUAUAGGAUUCCUGUGCUCUGUGUUUUGUUGCAUUUCGUACUGAUAACCAUAAAUAACACCUCUAACCCAGACCAAGACUGGAGAAGUCUAGAGAAGGAACCUAGAUCAUGGUUUGUUCUGUCUGUCUGCCUAUCAUCUACCUACCUAUCUAAGCAAUCUAUCUAAUCAUCUGUGGUUAUGUUUUCUAGACAGGUUUUCUCUUUAUUGCCGUGGUUGUCCUGGAAUUCACUCUGUAAAUUAGGUUGGCCUUGAACUCAGAUCUGCCUGCCUCUAUCUCCCAUGUGAUGAGAUUAAAGGUGUACACCACCACUGCCCAGCAACCACGGUUGGGACUGGCAGUGCCUUAAAAGAAACUGCUUUUGCAGUACUGUCCGUCACUAUCGCCAUCACUUGUGUACCUUUGUAGCCCCAGCUCCCUCCUGGGGAACACUGUUCCUCAUGAGGUUCUGGUGCGUUUCAAACCAGGCUGUGCCAUCAGCGGAUUAACACUGCCUAGCACAGGCCACCCAUGCUGUACCCAAGCAUUGCUUAUUCUGUAAACGCCUUGGUUUUAAAGUCCUUUGAGUGGGCUGCACCUAUCUAUGGUUAAUCCUCUCUGCAGAGUCCCUCAUUGCAGAUAGUUGCCAUCCUAGCCACAAACAAGCAUGGCUCCUGUGAUCGGUUCCACACCCAUUUUCUGACCCCUUUCCCCACAUCACACCAUUUGAACUUUUUCUGUACCACUCUUCUCUAAUUAAUAUUUAAGUUGUCUUUAAGUAUUUUUGUUUUGUAACAUACUUAUGAAGAUAAAAUGAACACCUCAGGUGUAGCACCACCAGAUUAAGAAACGUAUUAUUCCAUACCCCCAGCCCCCCAUUGAAUCUCCUCUACAAAGUUUCCCACUACUCUGAAUUCUGUUUUCCUUGCUGUUGAUAGGCCUCACUGAGUUGCUAUGGCCCUGCCAUGAUCGCUGUGUACAGUUCUUUCUGUGUUUGGCAUCCUUGUGAAUGUGUGAUUUGCUUUUUGCAUAUGGUGUGGUUUUGUGUGUUUGUGGUUUGUUUUGUGACAGUUUCUCUUUCCCUGGCUGACCUGGAACUGGCAAUGGAGACCAGGCUACCCUUGAACUCAGAUCUACUUGCCUCUGCCUCAGGGUGCUGGGAUGAAAGGCAGCCACAGUGCCCAGCUUGCAUGCAGUGUGUUCUGAGCAGUACCCAUGUGGAUGUGAGCAGCCUUGCUUUCUUUGUCACUGUCCUGGAUUCCACGGUGUGAUUUGAAUCCCUUUAUAUGACUGUUACUUGGUUGAUAAGGCAUUUAUAGUAUUGCCAGACUUCCAUUACAUGAUGUUUCUAUGGACACAUCUCCUGGGGCCAGUGUGGACACUUUUGUAAGGAAUGUACAUAAUAUGUUUCUGGGGUCAUGCAAGUUUGCUGGAAUCUGUUUCCCCCAGAAGAGGAUGAAAGUCACAGGCCAGGGAGUCCACCACUGUUACCUGCUGAAGAUUCUUCACUUUCUCUCCGCUCCUCUCCCCUUCCCUUCUUCUGUGUUCUCUCUCCCAGAUUUAUUUUAUGCAUGGAUAUGUGUGUCUGAGUAUGGGUAUGUGUGUGAAGCCCUCGGAGACCUUGGAUCCCCCGAGCUGAACUUAACAGGUAGUUCUUAACAUGCUCUUAACCCCUGAGCAAGAGUCUUUCUAUAGCCCACACUGGCCUGCAACUCACUCUGUACAGAGUCCAGACUGACUUCAGACUCAUUCUUUCUCCUGCCAAAGCCUUUUGAGUCCUGGGAAUGCUGGUAUGUGUUAUUGUGACCAUGUCAGUGUGUCUUUGAUUCUCUUGUGUGAUCACAUGUAGACCAGCUUUUAAUGUGUUUUGUUUAGCCAUCACCUCUCAUGCUGCUUCCACAUCCGCUCUUCUCUUUAUUUUUCUCUUCUUCUUGAUCCACAGGGGUUCUUUGUGCGUUCUGAAGAAGGCUCUGUGGUUAGUGUAUUUUAAACACCUUCCAGCAUGUUGCCUCCUCCCCUUCCUUCCCCUCCUUUGGUAUUUUUGGUGAGGUUCUAUAAUGAAGUCAGCCAGUACUGUGUUCUUUUAUGCUUUGUCCUUUGUGGCUUUUGUGUCUUCUAAGGACAUCCUUUCCUACUCUAGAUCUUGGUUACAUGUAACGUGAUCACGUUAUCAACAUGUUUUCUGUGUGUACUGACUCAAUACUUGCUUUCCCCCCUUUCUUCUGACUUCCGCUGCAUUGAUUGACGGAUGCCAAUCCUGGAACCGAUGGAUGACUUAUGGCUCGUCCUUUCUUUCCUUCUCCCCUGCUUCAACCCUUCCUCGGGCUGGGUUCAUGAGGCCCUGCACACCAGACCCGGCUAGAAGGGAUUCUUUAUAACUGCAUUCCUUAAAUUUGAGCAAAUGGGCUUGCCUUACUCACCUCUUGGAUAUUGGCUUCUGACUUCAUUGUCUCAUAGUCAGUCCAGCCUGUAGCCUGGCUCUGGCUGCCUUGAGUCCUGUUCUGCAGCCAGCAGGGCAGACCUGACCCUCCCCUUCAGCUUUUGCUGUCCUGCUGAUCACCUCUCCCUGUGUUCUUAGUGUCCUAUGCACUUAGCAUUUCCCGUGUUUUCAUCUCGUGAUCCAGAGGGCUGCAAGCUUCCCCACCCCACAGUGGAUUUAUGUGUGCUGCAACCCUGAUAAACUAACAUGAAUGUUUGUGAGACCUCCUCAUAAAGGCCUAAACAUUUGAAGAAGUUGUGUGUGCGCGCUUGUGUGACCGUUUGCCACUUUGUGAUGAUCUUUAUUUCUGCUAAUCCUUUUUUUAAAAAAAACCAUAAAGUACAUUUUGACUCAUUAAUAAAACCACACUAGCUCAGUUUGCAGGAUAGAUUGUUUUUUAAUCCUUAAAUUGGGUUUCUUCUUUCUUUUCUCUUCCCCUCUCCUUUUCUCCCUCCCUUAUCCCAGGGUUGAACCUAGGGCCUGGUGCAUUCUAGGUAAGCUCUCUGCUACUGAGCUCUUUCUCUUCAUUAUUAUCAUUAAUCUAAUUGUGGAGCCAGAAUUCAUGUUGCCUGUCACGCAGAGGCAGAAAUUGAAUCCUUAAGCCAUGCUUAUUCAUUGAGCUGGCAAUCUUGGAAGACAGAACUAAAAUUUAAAAAAAGAAACAUCUGAGACAGGCAUGGUAGGUAGUUCAUGCCUUUCAUCUCAGCAUGCUCAGGAAACAGAGGCAGGCAGAGACAGGAGUAUUUAUUUCUAUGAGUUUGAGGCUAGUCUAGUCUUCAUGGUGAGUUUUAAGCCAACCCGGACUAUAUAGUGUGACUCUUUCUCAAAAAAACAAAAACAAAAAACAAAAAACAAACAAACAAACAAAAACACCCAAAGAUCUGCUUUCCUCUUCUCAUCUUCAGAAAGCUAAUUUUUAGGGAUUGGGAAACAGAGGCUGUCAGUCACUCCAAAGCAUACUCUUGGACCUCUGGUCACGUGGUCAGCCUAGCCUCCAAGAUCCCGGAUGCUUUUCUGGAUAUCCUCUGCAGAGUUUUUCUUGUGUUUGGAGAGAAGGGGACCAGAGUGUGAUCUCAGUUGUGUGGCUGCGUGGCCUGCACCAUCCACCCAGCCCCGCCCUAGCCCCGCCCAAGCCCCGCCUGCCUGGCAGGAGCAGCUCCCUCCAACAUGCAGGGCAGCACGAGGAGAGCAGGAGCCAUGACGGAUGUGCACCGGCGCUUCCUCCAGCUGCUCAUGACCCACGGUGUGCUGGAGGAGUGGGAGGUUCGGCGUCUGCAGAACCACUGCUACCAGGUCCAUGACCGAAAUGCGACUGUAGAUAAGCUGGAGGACUUCAUCAACAACAUCAACAGUGUCCUGGAGUCUCUGUAUAUUGAGAUAAAGAAAGGAGUCACGGAAGAUGAUGGGAGACCCAUUUAUGCACUGGUGAAUCUUGCUACAACUUCAGUUUCCAAAAUGGCUACGGAUUUUGCAGAGAACGAGCUGGAUCUGUUUAGAAAGGCUCUGGAACUGAUCGUUGACUCAGAAACUGGCUUUGCUUCUUCUACAAACAUUUUGAACCUAGUUGAUCAACUCAAAGGGAAAAAGAUGAGGAAGAAGGAGGCCGAGCAGGUGCUGCAGAAGUUUGUGCAGAGCAAGUGGUUGAUUGAGAAGGAGGGAGAGUUCACCUUGCAUGGCCGGGCUAUCUUGGAGAUGGAGCAGUUCAUCCGAGAGAGCUACCCAGAUUCUGUGAAGAUGUGCAACAUCUGCCACGGCCUCCUCAUCCAGGGUCAAAGUUGUGAGACGUGUGGAAUUAGGAUGCAUUUGCCUUGUGUGGCCAAAUACUUCCAGUCCAUCCCUGAACCACACUGCCCCCACUGUAAUGACUACUGGCCCCACGAUAUACCAGAAGUCUACAACCCUGAGAAGGAGAGGGAAGCUGGCAUCUCCAAGUCGAGCAGAAAGUCCUUACGGACCCGGCAGCACUAGCUGUGUCCUGCAUCGUUCUGGGCUGACCCUCACAGUCCAUUUAGGACUGCCGUGCCUCCUUUGUUAUUUGUUCUUAACACGUUUUUAGUAAAUGUUUCCUGAUGGCGCUGUGCUCUGUAA
Molecule: messenger RNA, 5010 nt
Organism: Mus musculus (house mouse)
Lineage: Eukaryota; Metazoa; Chordata; Mammalia; Rodentia; Muridae
Gene: Nsmce1
Product: NSE1 homolog, SMC5-SMC6 complex component
Exons: 8
Coding region: 4090-4890 (266 amino acids)
Biological process (GO): DNA damage response; DNA repair
Cellular component (GO): Smc5-Smc6 complex; nucleoplasm; chromosome, telomeric region
Molecular function (GO): ubiquitin protein ligase activity; protein dimerization activity
Source: RefSeq, a predicted model, not a curated record